Messenger RNA from Hibiscus syriacus, 1010 nucleotides. Its product is annotated as protein-S-isoprenylcysteine O-methyltransferase A-like. Gene Ontology annotation, cellular component: membrane; endoplasmic reticulum. The record is from RefSeq and is a predicted model, not a curated record. Bases 295 to 822 code for a protein of 175 amino acids. Gene Ontology annotation, molecular function: protein C-terminal S-isoprenylcysteine carboxyl O-methyltransferase activity. NCBI's taxonomy places the organism in Eukaryota, Viridiplantae, Streptophyta, Magnoliopsida, Malvales, Malvaceae. The transcript is spliced from 2 exons. Gene Ontology annotation, biological process: C-terminal protein methylation.
AUGGCGAUGGCCCCAUCCUGAACGGGUAAUCGAUCGAUUUCAAUUUCCAAUCCUUCCUUCAGUUGCUGGCUUGCUGCUUACGACCUCCAUCGAACGAUCUGCUGGAGAUAUGCUGUUCUUAAACCAUCUAUGGGAAUAUGUUGUGACUUCACUUCCGGUGCUGCUCAUGCCAGCUCUGUAUCUUUUACAGGUCUAAGCUGAACUUUAGAACACUACAUCCGAGUUUUCGCUGAGAUCGGACAACUCGGUAACUUGAGUUCAGGGACACAAAUUGACUUGUUUUCAUCUAACAAAAUGAUAGAUAUUUUAGGUUAUACAGCUUGCAGAAAGUUAUCUCAGAUGUUCUUGGCUGUUGCCUUCUUUCAUAGUUCGGAAUACAUUCUAGCGGUCGCGUUUCACGGGAGAUCGAAUGUGACUCUCAAGUCACUUCUAAUCAGCAAAAAUUAUCUUCUCGCGAUGAUCUUCUCCUUGCUGGAGUACGUUGUUGAAAUCGUUCUAUUUCCUGGGUUGAAUGGACACUGGUGGAUGAGUAACACAGGUCUUGCAUUGGUGGUCAUAGGGGAAAUUGUACGAAAGUCGGCUAUAAUAACUGCUGGCCGAGCCUUCACGCAUCUUAUCAAGGUUCACCAUGAGGAGCAUCACUGGUUGGUUACUCACGGUGUCUAUAGAUUCGUCCAACAUCCCAGGUACUCUGGUUUCCUCAUUUGGUCAGUUGGCACUCAAAUAAUGCUCUGUAAUCCCAUAUCAACAGUUGCUUUUGCAAUUGUUGUUUGGAAAUUCUUUGCAGAAAGAAUACCAUAUGAAGUGUAUUUCUUAAAGUGAUUCUUCGGUUCGGACUAUGAGGGGUACGGACGCGGGGUACAUUCCGGUGUCCCAUUUGUAAAAUGAGGAUUUGUGGCUUCAGAGGAUGGAUUUUGAGUAGGGAUCUGGUUUAACUUUUAUGAUUGAAAAGCAUAGCAGCUACUAACUGAAGUUGGCAUUUGUAUAUGAUCAAAAACGGACAUUUUCGU